Lotus japonicus is the source of this 4593-nucleotide messenger RNA. RefSeq lists its product as uncharacterized. Gene Ontology annotation, cellular component: cytoplasmic vesicle; phagophore assembly site; TRAPPIII protein complex. The record is from RefSeq and is a predicted model, not a curated record. Lineage: Eukaryota; Viridiplantae; Streptophyta; Magnoliopsida; Fabales; Fabaceae. The transcript has 27 exons. Gene Ontology annotation, biological process: protein localization to phagophore assembly site; endoplasmic reticulum to Golgi vesicle-mediated transport. Gene Ontology annotation, molecular function: protein binding. The coding region runs from base 203 to 4075 and encodes 1290 amino acids.
UCUUUGUUUGAGUCUGAACCCCGAAGACGACGUCGUGGAAGCCAAGUGAACCGGUUCCUUCUAUCUGGCGACUGGUUCUUCAAUCACGAUCAAACUAUUCUUUGACGGCAGAGAUCCGAUCUGAUAGCCUUCUCAGCCACACAGUGAGCGGAUUCCUCCGCACCACACCACCGUAUCGGCUAGCUGUGAAAACCUGAAGAAGAUGGCGAUUGAUCCGGCGAGGACACCACUGGGGCAAAUGCUAUUGGAGGAGAUCACACCGGUGGUGAUGGUCCUUUCUACUCCUUCCGUAGAAGAGGCUUGCCUCAAGAACAACCUCUCAUUUCUCCAGAUGCUUACUCCGUUCUGCUCCUUCAACGACAUCGACGUGCCGGUGAGGACCGCCAGUGACCAGCCUUAUCGCCUUCACAAGUUCAAAUUGCGCUUGUUCUAUGCUUCCGAUGUCAGGAAGCCCGAUUUGAAGGAAGCUAAAGAGCAAUUGAAGCAAGUUAUCACAGAUGCGGGGGAGAAAGUGUCUUCCGAGUUGGAUUCAGAUGUGCCAGAAAUCAAUCAUGAACUUGGGAGUUCUGAAUACAGUAAUACACCAUCCUGGUUUCAGUUUUUCAAUAAAGAGCUUGUUCGAAUGGCCUCCUUUUCAGAUCAUGAAGCUUUUGACCAUCCCGUGGCAUGUCUUCUAGCUGUUUCUUCAAAGGAUGAACAGCCUAUUAACAGAUUUAUUGACCUUUUCAAUACCAACAAGCUUCCUUCCCUUCUUAAUGAUGGUGCCAUGGAUCCAAAGAUUUUGAAGCAUUACCUGUUAGUGCACGAUAAUCAAGAUGGUCCUGCCGACAGCAGAGCAAGUAAAAUAUUGACAGAAAUGAGGAAUACAUUUGGUACAAGUGACUGUUUGUUGCUCUGCAUUAAUUCUUCACCAGAUGCUUCGAUCAAUUAUCAAGAUAAUCCUUGGGCUUCUAAUAUAUCUGGCUCUUCAACUAGUCAAGAUGUCGGUUGCUUUCUUAACGUUGAUGAUAUCAAUGAGAUCAAAGAUUUAAUGCAAGAUUUAUCAUCUAAGCACAUCAUUCCAAGCAUGGAGCAAAAAAUUCGUGUGCUCAAUCAACAGGUUUCUGCAACACGAAAAGGUUUUAAAAACCAAAUAAAAAAUUUAUGGUGGAGAAAAGGGAAAGACGAUGGUGCAGAUUCUCCCAAUGGUCCUAUGUAUAACUUUAACUCCACUGAAUCCCAGAUUCGAGUUUUGGGUGACUAUGCUUUCAUGUUACGAGAUUAUGAACUUGCCUUGUCAAAUUAUCGCCUAAUUUCCACGGAUUACAAGAUUGAUAAAGCCUGGAAGCGUUAUGCUGGCGUGCAGGAAAUGAUGGGACUUGCGUACUUCUUGUUGGAUCAAUCAAGAAAAGAAGCCGAGUAUUGCAUGGAAAAUGCUUUCAACACAUAUUUAAAACUUGGGUCAUUGGGUCAGCAAAAUGCAACACGAUGUGGUCUAUGGUGGAUAGAAAUGUUGAAGGCACGAGAUCUAUAUAAGGAGGCGGCUACUGUUUAUUUUCGUAUUUGUGGUGAGGAUAUCCUACAUUCUGCUGUGAUGCUUGAACAAGCAUCGCACUGCUACUUGGUUUCUAAACCCUCCAUGUUACGCAAAUAUGGAUUUCAUCUAGUGCUUUCCGGUGAGCAGUACAAAAAGUGUGAUCAGAUCAAACAUGCAAUUCGAACAUACAGAAGUGCUCUGUCUGUUUGCAGAGGAACUACUUGGAGUUACAUCAAUGAUCAUGUUCAUUUCCACAUAGGACAGUGGUAUGCUUCUCUUGGGAUGUAUGAUGUGGCUGUCAAGCAUAUGACGGAAAUCUUGGCUUGUAGUCACCAGUCCAAGACAAUGCAGGAAAUAUUCCUAAGUGACUUUCUCCAAAUUGUGCAGAAAACUGGACGAACUUUUGAGGUAACAAAACUUCAAUUGCCUGUAAUCAACAUCUCUUCACUCAAGGUCAUCUUUGAAGAUCACCGAACUUUUGGAUCACUUUCAGCUGCUAACACUAGAGAGGACCUGUGGCAUUCUCUGGAAGAAGAAAUGAUACCAUCAUUCUCUGUUGUCAAGUCUAAUUGGUUGGAGUUGCAAUCAAAGCUUAUUUCAACAAAGCUCAGUCGAUCAAAUGUCUGUGUCGCUGGAGAAGCUGUGAACGUUAAUAUUGAAUUCAAAAACCCUCUGCAAAUCUCAAUUCCCAUAUCUGGUGUUUCACUCGUAUGCAAAUAUUCUGCUAGUACUGAUGAACUUACAUCAGAUAAAAUUGAAACAAGGGUGGAGACUGAUAUUGAAGUUGACCACUUCAGGGAUAUGAGCUCAGACAAUUCCUCAUUUUUAGUAUCUGAGGUUGAUUUCUUACUAGGAGAUGGUGAAACAACCAUGGUUCAACUAUCAGUUACUCCCAUGGCAGUAGGUACUCUUGAAAUUCUUGGUGUUCGAUGGAAAUUGUCUGGUACAAUAGUUGGCUUUCACAACUUUGAAUUGAGCCACCCAAAGAAGAAUAUUGUAAAAGGAAGAAGGAAAGCAAAGCUCUCUCCUAAUGAGAAAUUUAAAUUUAUGGUGAUCAAGAGCAUACCCAAGCUUCAGGGUUCUGUUCAAUCUUUACCUGGAAAGGCAUAUGCUGGAGAUUUACAGCAACUUGUGCUGGAGUUGAGGAAUCCAUCUGAGUUUCCUGUUAAGAGUCUGAAGAUGAAGAUAAGUCAUCCCAGAUUCCUGAUUAUCGGGAAUCAAGAAAAUAUGAAGUCGGAGUUUCCUGCAUGCUUAACAAAAAAGAUAAAUUCAGUGCAAGGUGAUGCACAUGCUAAUCCUAAUAUCAUGUCUGACACUGUCUUUUCAUUUCCAGAGGGCACUUCAGUUCAAGGUGAAACACCCUUGCUGUGGCCUCUUUGGUUUAGGGCUGCUGUUCCAGGUGAUAUUUCUCUUUACAUGAGCAUAUAUUAUGAAGUGGGAGAUACAUCAAGCGUCAUUAAAUAUCGCACUCUUCGCUUGCAUUGCAACGUGCAGGUAUUACCAUCCUUGGAUGUCUCGUUUCAAAUCAGUCCUUCUCGGUUAAGAGUACAAGAAUUUCUUGUUCGAUUGGAUGUUAUUAACAAGACAAGUUCAGAAGGCUUCCAAGUUUAUCAGUUGUCCACUAUUGGGCAACACUGGGAAAUCUCUUUACUUCAACCUCCUGACACUAUUUUUCCUACACAAACUUUGACGGCUGGUCAAGCAAUAUCAUGUUUCUUCACACUGAAGAACUCCGGUAAAUUAUCAGCAUCGGCGGAAAACACAUCUACUAUGCCUGUCAGAAGUGAUGUAAAAUUGGUUGCUCAAAGCAGUGAGGAUUUAGUUUACGAUACAAAUAGUCUACCUUUGGUCAAUUUCCACCAUUAUGAAAGACUGCAUCAGAAAGCGUCGCAGGACGUUGGUGACUCAAAUACUGUUGAUUUUUUGUUGAUCUCUCGGCCAAUCACGAGUAACAACAAUCCUAGUUUAUCUUAUUCUCAUCAUGUUAUGUCACAUCAUGUGUGUCACUUAAGUACUGCUUGCACGGGGCCCAUUUCAUGGCUAGUGGAUGGACCACAAACCUUGCAACAUGACUUCUCUGCAUCCUACUGUGAGAUAAAUCUGAAGAUGCAUCUUUACAAUUCAUCUGGUGCGACUGUAUUUGUGCGUAUUGACACCUUAGAUUCUGCUAGUAAUGUUGGUCACAUGAACAGUGUAAAUGUGGCUCAAUCAGCAACUCCUGAUAACCAAUCAGGAUGGCAUGAUGUCACACCAGUGAAUGAAUCCAAAGUAACAUCAAAUGUUCUUGAAACCCAACCAGGAAAGGCACUAUCUCUGGAAAGUGUCUCCUCGCAUAUUUGGUCUGGAUCAAGCUCAACCAAUCUCCACCUUGGUCCUUUGUCAUCUGCAGAAAUUCCUCUUCAGAUCUGUGUGUUCUCUCCAGGGACAUAUGACUUGUCAAAUUAUGUUCUUAAUUGGAAUAUUCAAUCCGGAGGUCAAGUUGAAAGUGACGAAACUAGAAAGCAUUCAGGAAAGUGUCAUGGUUAUAAAUACUAUCUUACUGUGAUCCAAUCCACUUGAGAAGUUGAUAAAACUCUUCACUGUUCACUUAACACAUGCUAGAAACAAGUACCACUCUGAAGUUUGGGAAAAAAAAGUGUAGUAAGAGUUCUUUUUGUCCAAACAAUAACAGUGGUAAAAAUACUGGAAUCAUGGAACAGACUAUAGUGUAUUUGAACUGGCCAAGUUUCAGAAAGGAAGCUAUGAGCAUGUAACUUUUGUCGAGAUAAUCUGCACCUUUUCUUCUGAAUGCCCAGGCAACCUGAUCAGAGUUUUUGAGGGUGGGAUAAGGGUGCAAGCAGUGCAAGAAUUGGUUACCCUAAUUUUUUGGACCUGAUUCAGAGGAGCAAUUGUUCUUUCUGAUUUUUCAUGUACAAUUUAAAGUUUGUCAAAAACAAAAUAGUAAAGAAGUUUUAGAGGGCUUUAGUUUUAAGAUUUGCAAGACGGAAAUGUUUUACUACUGUGUAAAAAGUUGUUAGUUAAGAACUGUAUGGUAUAAUAUUUUUUUUGUUGUGAAAACUGUGGUAUUAUUUGAUAAA